AUGAUUUUCACCAAAGUGAAUUGUCACAUUACAGGAGGAGCAAGCUUCUGCGCUUCAGUUCAUUUGGGGGAGAUCCUACCUGGAGGCGUGAGGGGAAAUCAUAGGCACCACACCUGUAACGAGACAUUUGUUAUUUGGGGAGCAAAGACGGUGUUUAGGCUGGAAAAUAAAGCAGUUGCAAAAGGAUAUGCGGAGGUAACCAUUGGUGCUGAUGAAGUUGCCGUUGCAGCCAGUUCUAGUGGAACAGCUCAUGCUUUAGUAAACGCAGAUGCUCUUUGUUAUGGCUAUGAAGCUAUAGUAAUGGUCUUAGGAUCUAAUCUUUUAGAUGAGAUGUUUCAAUAUGAAUCACUUGUUCAUCAAGAAGGAAAAACUAAUCCCUACUGUUUAAUGGAGAAAGGAAAGAAGUUGGCAGUUCUAGUGGGAUGCAAUUAUCCACACACCCCAAAUGAGUUGCAUGGAUGCCAUAACGAUGUUCGAGCGAGUCGAGAAGUGCUUGUAACACAGUUCGGAUUUGACCCCAUCCACGUUCAGCUUUUGACAGAUGAAGAUGGAAGUUCAGUGAUGCCUACUGGUGCCAACAUCAUGAAGGCAUUGGAUCAAAUGGUGGAUCAAGCCGAGCCCGGUGAUAUCCUAUUCUUCCACUAUUCAGGCCAUGGAACAUUGAUAAAUUCGCGCAAUUCUUUGAAAAGAGAGGAAGCCAUUGUUCCUUGUGAUUUCAAUCUUAUAACUAGCGUGGACUUUAGGCAUCUAGUAAAUCGCCUGCCGAAAGGUACAAGUUUCACAAUCCUAUCUGAUUCUUGUCACAGCGGGGGUUUGAUUGACAAAGAAAAAGAGCAAAUCGGGCCUUCAAGAAGCUCGAAUACUGAAGCCAAUGGUCCCCUUGUGCACAAGCCUAAAUUCAUACCAUUUCAAUCAAUAAUCCAACAUCUCUCAUCCUUAACAAACAUAAACACACCAGAUAUUGGCACGCACCUGCUGGAGAUUUUUGGACCUGUUGCUAGCCUUAUGUUUCAACUGCCUCGACCCAACCCUGACCUCGAGCCCGACUUUAGCACCAAGCCAGUAAAGCCAGAUGAAGGAAUUUUACUUAGUGGGUGCCAAACAGAUGAAACUUCUGCAGAUGUCCAAAUAAUGGAGAAUGGAGGAAAAGCUUGUGGGGCAUUUAGUAAUGCAGUACAAAUGGUUUUGAAGGAGAAUUCAGAGGCUUUGAGUAAUAAACAGCUUGUGAGCAUGGCUAGGAAGAUUUUAAAAAUACAGGGUUUUAAACAGCAUCCUUGUCUAUACUGCAGCGAUUAUAAUGCUGAUGCAAUAUUCUUGUGCCAAGCUGAGAAUUGA
This is a messenger RNA of Fraxinus pennsylvanica, 1335 nucleotides long. The record is from the annotation of a GenBank genome assembly. NCBI's taxonomy places the organism in Eukaryota, Viridiplantae, Streptophyta, Magnoliopsida, Lamiales, Oleaceae.